Raphanus sativus (radish) is the source of this 915-nucleotide messenger RNA. RefSeq names its product pectinesterase 5-like. The transcript has a single exon. Bases 43 to 693 code for a protein of 216 amino acids. Gene Ontology annotation, molecular function: enzyme inhibitor activity. The record is from RefSeq and is a predicted model, not a curated record. NCBI's taxonomy places the organism in Eukaryota, Viridiplantae, Streptophyta, Magnoliopsida, Brassicales, Brassicaceae.
UCCUUUCCAAUCCACACGUCCAGUAACAAAAAACCCAAAAAAAUGAACACUCCAAUAAAACUCGCCUUUCUAAUUCUAUGCAUCGCCCUAACCGCAACUGGAUUUAUAAUCCCAUCCAAACGUGACGCCGUCACACCGCAACACCUGAAAACCGUCGCAGGGAUCUGCGACGUUGUCCAAGACAAACGUCUCUGUAGCAUAACCCUGAACACUGUCCCAAGCAAUGACCCCGACGUUUUGGUCCGUCACUUAGCGACGGCUGCAGAAACCUCGGUUAAAAAGGGCUUGAAGUUCCUCUCUGGAAUCAAACCCAAGUACAAGGGAGACAAAUUUGCCACAACUUGCAUCACCAGUUGUGAGAAACAGCUAAACAACGCCUUGGAAGACUUUUCAGAUUUCUGGAAAGCCGCUGGAAAAGACAUCAAGAGCAUGGCCGAUAAUUACUUCACAUGCAAGAAGAAGAUGACAUCGAUCUUCAACUACCAAUCGACUUGUCUCGAUGACAUCUAUGACAAAACGUUGUUGAAAGAGGUUCAAGGAGGGAUUGGGCUCGGGAAAAGAAUGAGUGGCGAGUCUGUGGAUGUGUUCGCUGGAAUGGGCAAAGUCUUUAACACUCUUAACAUUAAGACCAAACUUAACCAGAAAGAUACCGAUUCGUUGCUCCCACCACCUUUGUCAUUUUACUACUACUGAUCUAUUUAUCGAAGAAAAAGCAUGGCAUCGUCUAUGGUGAUGAAUAAUCUGCAUCUUUUGGGUUUUUUUUUUUCAGUUAUGUUAGGAAUCUUGUAAAGAAAGGUUCCUUCUAAUGUAUGUUUGUGAUUAAUACGUUAUGGGUGAUAAUCAUGUAUGGACCUCGUGGUUGGAAAGGAUAUGGACAAAUGUGAUUAUAUAAUAUUAAUAACAUAUUUGGUAUAA